Symbiodinium sp. CCMP2456 is the source of this 1248-nucleotide messenger RNA. The record is from the annotation of a GenBank genome assembly. NCBI's taxonomy places the organism in Eukaryota, Dinophyceae, Suessiales, Symbiodiniaceae.
AUGCAGGCACGCUCUUCCCGGUCAGCCAGGCCACUGCCGCACACGGAUGAUAGAUUGGCUGCGGACCUGCUAUUGGCGCAGAAGUUGCAAGAGGAGGAAGACGCGCAGGGCAUGUUGAGCCAACCGAAACCGAAACCAUAUGAGAGAACGCAGAAAGGGCGUGGGCCAGUAGCGCAGACGGAAGAUACAUUGGCGGCAGACCUGCUUCUCGCGCAGAUGUUGCAAGAGGAGGAGGAUGCACAGGGCAUGUUGAGCCAGCCGAAUCCGAGUCAAAAAACGAAGCAGAAAGGGAAACGGCAAUACAAGCCUCUCAACAUCAGCUACGUUGUCGCGCAGACGGGUGCGCAGCAGCCAGCUUUGGGCACCGCAGCCCCGUCCAGCCUAGCAGACAUCCUCCGGAACCGGCGUUCCCAGGAGCAGCGGGCCCCCAACUUUGCAGCAGACUUCGGAGCGGCGCCGCGGCCGUCAGCCUUGUCGGACAGCAACGGUCUGACCUGGGCCGAAAGAGCGCAGUUGGCACAGCAAAAACCCGAUGCAACGGCGCCCAUCCUGAACCCAACUGCGGCCUUUGGUCCGCGGCACACAACCUUGGUGAAGCUCAAAAUAUCUACUGCGCAAGGUGCUGAGCAUUUCUUGGAGGUGGAUCUUGAGGAGACUGCAGGCGAGGUGAAGACUCGCCUGGAGAAGAUGCUUGGCCUUGCAACAGCUUCGCAGCGGCUGCUGCACAUGGGUCGGGAGCUGAACGAUGCUGAGCAGCUGACGGCCAUUUCGGGCUCGAUGAACGGCGCCGGCGUCUGCCACUUACAACUAGCGAUGCGACAGGUGGUGCAGGCACACCAUCAAGCUCCAGCAGUUUCCCGAGCUCCAGGUCAGUCUCAGGAUUCCAGGCGUGAUUUGAUCAAGGCCGUGUUCAAGACAUUGGACAGAACAAGCAAGGGCCAUCUCACGGCCGCGGACAUGCGGCCGUUCGCAGAGCAGACUGGCUUCAGCGGCAGCGACCACGAGUGGCAGGAGGAAUUUGCAUUGCUUUGCCGAGACCGGGGAAGUGCGAAAGGGAUUAAAUUGGAAGAGUUUGUACAGCUGGUAAAUGACUCCUCUGACGAGGGCUGCUACUGCUCAGACAGCGAGCUGCGAGCACUGCUGCAGCAGCAGCAGCAGCAGCAGCAGCAGCAGCAGCAGCAGCAGCAGCAGCAACAGCAGCCACCGCCCAGCACAACUCCAGCCAAAGCUGCUCCGGUUGCUGCAAAG